AUGUUUUCGUUGGGACACACGGUUCUUUCAUGCCGCACAACUGAAACUCGCAUACUACUUGCACCACCACCACAACCACUAGUUCAUCUACUAAUUCAUAGCGGAACACACUAUCCUUUCGGCUUGACUCAGCCAGAUAAUUGCUUUUUUAAAGCUGUCAUACUUUCGCAAAAUGAAAAGAAAGAAAUGUCGGAGGCUUCAUACACUCACGUGGACGCGGCUUCUCAAUUCCAGUUGCUCCAAAUUUUGAUGUCACUUAUUCAUCCAUGGGGACGGGAUACUUGUGCAGAUGACGCGUUACGCGAUUGCUGUGGCUUUGUGAAACCACAAAUAGAAGAAGUGGAGGAUCUUCAACACCCUCCACCGCGGUUGCACAGCACGACAUGCUUGGGACUGUUGUCUAAACACGGGUGUCUGGCCAUCAAUUUUCCAGGUUGGUCCUGCCUAAACCCGGAGUCGGUUAGCGGCUUCAGUCAGCUUCAUUCGCUCAACAGGUUCAUCAACGCCGGCCUGCUUCUGGCUGAGUUGAGUUUGGCCGAGACGAUCACUUCUCUCAGCUCAACGUAUCUUGCUCGUUUAUUUGAGUGGCGUCGGUACCCCGUUGCUGGGUCAACGCGACAUUCUCUGUCCAACUCGGACACAGACAGCCACCACUUAAUAUGCAACAGCUGGAUGCACCUUGCCCACCGUAUCUGCACCUCUCUGUUAGCGUCCAUUGUGCUACCGUUCAACACGACACAGCCUGCCUGCAUUUGCUUACCGGAACUUGAGUUUUUCGUGCACAGAUGGCAAGAUCGAUCUUUGCCGAUUCGGUACGCUGCACGUACCAUCUUACUAACUCUUCUCGAUCAAAUGAGUCCCCAAGUCCGGAAACAGGUUGCCACUUACUGGACAAACCUGCUACCCUCGUUCUCCCUUGCACAGCCAACAAAUCAGCACCGCGACACCUCAGUAUCAAUCCAUCCAGCUGCUCCUUCGACUGUCGUCAACGGUGACCUUACUCGUCCAUCUGAUCCCCACUUCCAUAAACCUCAGCCAAUUAACAAACUGAAUAUACCGAAGGAUUCCAGUGAUAGCCCACUUACUCGGCGAUUUUCCAUUGACCCACCUGCGUCACCCGAACGCCAAGUACCUCGCACAUCUGAAUUACCACCAUCAAAUGACCCACUUCCCAUCACUGAAUCUGUCAGUCUGUGUAGUUUAGAUGCGGUUGCAGGUAACUCUAUACCACCUGUCCCUGACAGCCAUUGGUGGCUGACGCUCAAUGGAUAUCGUAUCUCUGCUCGCGAACACGCGCGCCUCCAAGCCACUGCUGUGGUAAUCCUUGCUGUGAUUGGAUCGCGCUAUUGUUCGCAUGUGAGACAUUGGCACCCAGCAGUGUUUGCUCGCGACCUCACUAGUGACACCGGUCCCAGUCACAUUCAAGCGGAAUCUGGAUGUAAUGAUGAUGACAACAGAACCCAUGGCUUAGCCAUGCCCUGCUUUGAAUCUCCGGACUCCGGAUGUUCGACCACCACAAUCCGAGCGUCAAAUAGGUUACGAUUGACACUUGAUCAACUCAGUGAAGUGACAGCUCUUCAGCCGGAAGUUUCAGGAAUUUUUGGUUUUGAUGAUUAUCGACUGGCAAGAUCUGUCAGUCAGUGUUUGAUCGCUCUUCUCCUUAACCGAGCUCCCUUGUUAGAUGGCACCUCACCACAUCGGGAUGCACGACCACCGAGUUCAAUUUCACAGCCUGGCUUUGUUCCCAAUCGAUGUGGGAGGCUUUUCAACAAUACAGAAGCUACCACUUUGGCCCAUCUCAUGUCCAAUCCGAACGGUUCUCUCCGCCGUGCCGCUAUUGAUCUGCUUGGCAAGGGCUUUGUUGUCUGGGAACCUUAUUCUGACCUUGGACAGGUAAUCAACGGUUUACUGUCCUUGGUUGCGGGUACGGAAACGUUACUGUCCAGCUUACCGAGGUGGCUACCCAUUCCCGAUCACAAUGACCUUGUGCGCACAGCUAGGGAAGCCCUUUGGGCAAUCACCUUUGCACGUCCCAAAGCGAUCACUCUCAACCUAUCAUUGGAAGUUCGACGUUCUGGGAGCCAACUCAACGCAGCCGCUUCGUCAGCAGCCAACGCCACCAACCGAUCAGAGUCCUUAUCUCGCUCCUCUUCAGUUUCGUCUGGUGGGCUGUCAAGUCAAGUCCUACACAAGAAUGCUGCACAUCGUGGUUCGGCAACUACACCCGCUCUUACCGAGCAUCGUAACCCCAAGAUGGUGGUGAUGUUGUCCUCUCCAGCUGUCGCCACUCCGAUUUUUACCCCAUCUACUGGCAAUGUCAAAAACAUUCCGGCAAAUUACACAGGUUCCGAGUCAACUUCCGGCCUCACCAAUCCCUGUCCCCCUAUAUUUGCCGCCCGUGAGGAGAUCGUGCCUCUUUUCGAACAACUAUGCGCUCGAUGCGCGUCAGAAAUUGUAUCGGUUCUCCCUGAAGUUGUCGAAGUCGUCCUUGCUUGCCUUGAUCGCAUCCGACUCAAGGAACGGGGCCUGGAGUUCCUGUUCCCCACUUUUCGGCAAUUCAGCGCAUUAUCUUCGCACACCCGGAUCCAUAAAGUGUGCGUCGGUGGCGUUAAUGGCUCGCUGACUUUCUUCGAUUUCAAACUUGGCCGUUACCUUGUCACUCCCGGCCACAAGGGGCCAGUCACUGCCGUCCGAUUCCAGGCGGACGGGCGCUUGGUUGCCACAUACUCCCUUUCUGAAGGUCUCCUACGUAUUUGGCAGCUUCACACUGCCGGUUUGUUCGGCAUGGGCGGCCAACAAGUUAAAGCGAUCUCAAGUCAUCCUGUACCUCCGUUACAAGGCCCACUGAAGCAUGCGUCCGAUGCGAGCAGUUCAGAUGCUGAUGAGACCUCGGCGACCCACAUAUCCACCGAUCGACUAUCCGUUUGGUUGGACUGGCCGGAGUCACGCGUUGUGCAGAUUGUAACGAAAAGAGGAGUGCAGCGUCACAUAAACCUCUAGGUUGCCGUAAUCUUCUCCACUGCAGUUGCCGUCAACCACCACACUGGUGCAGAGGCGUCCAGUUACCCAAGUAUUUCCGUGCAAUUCAUAAUAAAUACCCUCAUAUAUGAAUCCCGUGCCCAGAAAACUAUAUAUUUCCCCUGCUGGAACAAUAUCUGUGAUCUCCACUGCUCUCUUAGACCGUCUUCGACUUGUUUUCUGAACUUAUAGCUCUUCUCAGAGGUUCGAUCGGAACUGAACUCACACCGUGUAUAAUAUUCAUCAGUGUCCAUAUUUGUUUUAGUCCACCGCUCGCGCCACUUUCCACUUAUUUGAACAAGGUAGUCGAAUUUUUAUCCAUCUCAUCCAGCAUUCCUCAAUCAUGUGUCGUACCUUCUUUUGUGCAGUAUCCCUUUUACGUUUUAUUUCACUCCUCUUCUUGAUCACAGUUCUGUUGUAUCAUAGUUCCCGAUCAUUCCAGCUGUGAUAGAUGAGGUGAUUCGCAUGAUUCCUGUCGUUCUCUUUCGGGGUACCAGCAAAUUUAGUACUUCUUCAUAU
Molecule: messenger RNA, 3537 nt
Organism: Dicrocoelium dendriticum
Lineage: Eukaryota; Metazoa; Platyhelminthes; Trematoda; Plagiorchiida; Dicrocoeliidae
Source: the annotation of a GenBank genome assembly